This is a messenger RNA of Musca vetustissima, 840 nucleotides long. RefSeq names its product paxillin homolog 1-like. Gene Ontology annotation, cellular component: nucleus. The record is from RefSeq and is a predicted model, not a curated record. The transcript has 4 exons. Gene Ontology annotation, biological process: regulation of transcription by RNA polymerase II; neuron differentiation. Lineage: Eukaryota; Metazoa; Arthropoda; Insecta; Diptera; Muscidae. Gene Ontology annotation, molecular function: DNA-binding transcription factor activity, RNA polymerase II-specific; RNA polymerase II transcription regulatory region sequence-specific DNA binding. The coding region runs from base 1 to 840 and encodes 279 amino acids.
AUGUUAUGGAAUGAGCGAAGCAAAGAAAAUUCAUGGCAAAAGGCAGGCAGCCAAACCGAGCCGGGCCGAGACAAGAGACAAAUACAACUGACAACGCCAAAACACGAGCGAGUAAGAAUUUUUCAAGCGCCCGCCAUUCUCGACAAUCACAAAAUUCUUACCGAAGUAUCAAAAGCGCCCCUUAGGGCUGUCGCGUUGGCGUCAUUUUUGGGCGACGGCUUCGCCGCCCUCAGUACGAGAGCACCGCCGGUCAAGGAUCUAAUGGCGUUCGGUUCAGUUUUACACAAUAAUCAGCACAAUAUAGGUCGCAGUGAGCCGCCGGUCGGUGUUGGCGACCCCUGUGCUGGUUGCAAUAAACCAAUUUUAGAUAAAUUUUUAUUAAAUGUUUUAGAACGCGGUUGGCAUGCGUCCUGCGUGCGCUGCUGUGAAUGCCUUCAGCCUUUAACGGAUAAAUGCUUUAGUAGAGAAUCGAAACUAUACUGUAGGAAUGAUUUCUUUAGACGCUAUGGCACAAAAUGUAGUGGCUGCGGCCAAGGCAUUGCUCCCUCCGAUCUCGUUAGGAAACCUCGUGAUAAGGUGUUUCACCUCAAUUGUUUUACAUGUUGUAUCUGCCAUAAACAGCUCAGUACCGGCGAACAGCUUUAUGUACUGGACGAAAAUAAAUAUAUCUGCAAGGAUGACUAUUUGCUGGGCAAAGCGCCGUCGAUAUGUGGCCAUAAUUCGUUGAGCGGUAAGUACCCCAUUUUAAUAUCAAGAUAUUUACAUAUAUUUAUUCCAAGAUGCAUAUUUACCAAUACAUAUUUACAAAUCCACACUGAAGUUGAACGUCUUGCUAAUUAG